AUGGGUUGCUCUGUGAGUAUCGUGGGCGGUAACCAUUCCGGGUAUGGCCUCCUAGGUGAUCUGGUGAUGGAAAUGGAACACCAUUUCCAUGGAGUUGAGGCAGACCAUGCCUCUGGUUGCAUUCGGGUCGAAGCAGGCGUGAAGCUGCAGGCGCUGGCUGCAAAAGCUGCAGAAGCUGGACUUAUUGUCCCACUGGGCACUGCCCCAAGCGUCGGUAUUGGCUUAAUUCUUCAGGGAGGCGUGGGGCAUUUAACCCGGCGACUGGGUUUGGCACUCGACGCGGUUCAGUCCAUCCAGCUAGUUCUUGCUGCUGGUGAUGUUGUAACAGUGGACCGCGAAUCAAGUGAUGAGUCGAAGAAGGAUUUGUUUUGGGCCCUGUGCGGGUGCGGUCCCAACUUCGGUGUGGUUACCUCUCUUGAACUAAAAGCUGCGCAGCUUCAAAGCUUUCGCGCCACCAGACACAUUUUCCGGCUGCCUACCAGCACUGCAGAAGCCACAACGCUGCUGCGAGACUACAUGCUGCGAGCGCGGUCAUUGACGCGAGACUGCUGCUCUGACUGUUGCCUAUAUAUGGCAGACGACUUGACUGAGCAGGAUGGCAUGCUGAUGGGCAUUUACGACUUCAAUCUUGGAUGCGACGUACCUCCCAUGAAGACGAGUGCUCAGCUGGUACUCAACCGGGUAGAUGAAGGCCUGGAUACUGUGCAGCUCAUGGCGCAGGAGCCCUACUUGUGUGAGCAACCUGCUGGGGUGGUACAAAGGGGCUUCCUUUGCAGCCGGUUCUUCGCCUGCGAUGCGGAGAUCAGCGAGGCAGUAGUGGAGAGCCUGAAAGAGGCUCCAAGUAGGCAUUGUUACUUUCACUUCCAGCACAUGGGCGGUGCAGUGGCGGAUGGGAGCAGUGCAUUUCUGGCCCGAGACGCGGAAUGGUCGCUCGUGAUCUCCGCAGCAUGGGCUGAAGAUGAGGGCGACUGCAGCCACUGGGUUAAAAGUGUUAUGGAAGUCUUGCUGCCCGUUGCUUUGGGAUGCUACGCAACGGACCUCGGCCCAGAUGAUGUCGACCUGGCUCGCCAAACUUUUGGCACCCAUACCAGCCGAUUAUUGCGCUUGAAGCAGAAGUGGGAUCCUGGCAACAUGUUCAGGCAUGGCUUUCCUUUGUCCCAGCUGGGGCAAGCUCCAUGA
This is a messenger RNA of Symbiodinium pilosum, 1179 nucleotides long. NCBI's taxonomy places the organism in Eukaryota, Dinophyceae, Suessiales, Symbiodiniaceae. The record is from the annotation of a GenBank genome assembly.